UACGGUUUAAAUGAAUGGGCGGCUACCGAAAUAUCCCCGAAGCAAUUAUUAUUUUCCCCAACUCAAUCAUCGAUAGAAAUCAAUUAUUGCGUAACAGAUGUUCGUUAUAUAAUGCAAAAAAAAUGCCGGAAACGAAAAAAUCGCCGGAAAGGAAAUCGAAUUUAUUUCGUCUGUCUGAAAGCGGCUCGGAAGUAUCCGUUUUUGUCGACGAAACUCGAAUCUGCGACGAGGCGUUGCGACGGGAACUGAUGGCUUCGGUUCGAAGCAGGGAAAAUAGAUUCGGAAUCCUGAAAUGUCCGGGAAUUUGUCGGUUGGAUGUACGCUACCGCUACAACAAACCGCUACGUCGAAGCUACGAAGGAAAAUGCUACAACGUGAGAGUUCCCGAAAGACUUCAUCAAACAUUCUCUCUACUCACUUCGCGAGCUCUCGACAAAGAGUACGAGAAAGGAGGGAAGAGGAGGAUAAAUAACGACGAACGUGAAUGGCCGAGCUUCCAUUCCGACGAAUUACAACAACGUCUCACUUUCGGACAGGAGGAGGAAGCGGAAGCGAACGAAACGGAAACUAGGAACCAACAUUUGGAUUUAGUACACGAAGAACUUUUGUGGAAAUUGCGUAAAAAGAAAGUCUUACGAGAGGUUGAAGAAAGCAGGUGUUUCUCACAAUCCCUGUUUAAGUGGGAGUGCCUGGACCCAAAAAUUCGGCAAGAAUUAGCCAACGUUCAUCACUCGAAAAGGCAACUUAAUCAACAGAUAAAGGAAAUAGCCCUUGAAAUACAGGAAGAGGAGCGAGAGCGCGAGGAAGAAGAAAAGGGAAGAGCGAUCGAACUUAAAGACCGAAUGCUCUCAGAGUUGACCUCUAAAAUUUGGCGCAAUCGACUAUCACGUCUGGAAGAGGAAGAGGCGGAAUGGAGGACCAACGCCGUGAGAAAAUACCGCUUCGACAACGUUCGAAAGAGAUCGGAUCGAUUGCGCAGAGCCUUGAAUUUCGAGCUUUUAGAACUGUUCCGUCACGUCAAGGAAGAAGAAAGGGAAGAGAAAAAGAAAUACAGAGCGCGACACCGGAAAAACAUGUCGGAAGUUUUCAACGAAUUACGCAACAAAAUAGCCAAGUAUCCCGCUAGGACUUAUAAUAGAAGUAGUAUCGCAUCGGAGCGAGGAAGAAUAUAUCGAAGAAGAGGGAAUUAAGAUUAUAAGAACCUUUAUAUUAUUUCGCCUUUAGACAUAAAAUAAAAACCUCUCUUCACUGUUUUACAACGAUCUUUUUCGGGCGGAUGCUGAUUUUAUCUUCGAUUUUCGGGAAUUCCAAGAAACUUUUAACUCGACUCCCCCCUUUUAGGGAAACUUUCGUAUCCCCAAACACUAAAAGACGGAUGAAUUAAAGCGAUUUCUUUGCAGCACCAAUCGUGUUAAUGCAUCCAUCCCCCGUUAUAAGAAACACAUUCAAUUAUAUUAUAGUGUUUCUCAGAAGGGGGCGCAUUAAAACAAUUGAUACAGUAUUUGGAGAAUCCUCCGAAAAAAAUAAAAAUAGUGUUAAAUGUAUUCGGUAGGGUCGGGGUUCGAGUUCAAAUGUCACGUGGACUUCUAGCAACUCGGUGUUAUCGCAUAGUUUCGGCGAGGCUUUAGUUUAAAAGCACGCGACCUACGAUCUUUUACCUUUAACCCGAACCGGAAGAGAAAUUAAUGGUCCUUUCCUCGCACGACGCCCCCUGACCUCUAGCUCCGCGCACCAUUUACCGGUUACUUUGGAGAGUAAUUACAUGACUGUUGCUUAAGGUUACGCUUCCAUUACAAACGCGAAUUAGUGGCGUCAGAUAUCUCGAGUCGCGACGAGUGUUCUUUUUUUACGAUUCCAGCGACAUCUGUAAUCGCUUGGGCGUAACAGAAAACGCUUCUGUUCCGCUCCUCCCGAGGGAACGAAAUUAAAUUUGGACUUCGAUAAUAAACCGAAAUCCGGCUUCCUUCCUCUCGUCGCUCUAUCAAUUUUCGUCUCUCCCCCCGGAUGGACGAUGUUCUUCCAUUUACAUAUAAUUGCCGGGAAGGGAGGAAACGAGGAAAGUAAUCGAGAGCGGAAGAAUUAAAAAAAGUAACCGGUCGAGAGGGAGGAAAAGCAGCGUAACGUGUGACGCGUAAC
Messenger RNA from Centruroides sculpturatus (bark scorpion), 2136 nucleotides. RefSeq names its product trichohyalin-like. The record is from RefSeq and is a predicted model, not a curated record. Bases 15 to 1190 code for a protein of 391 amino acids. Lineage: Eukaryota; Metazoa; Arthropoda; Arachnida; Scorpiones; Buthidae. The transcript has 9 exons.